AUGAAGGCCAAUGUUUUAUCCCCAGGAAGGUGCCACAACAACAGCCUCCACUGGCCCUCUGCCCCCCACCGCAGCCAGCGCACAGGAGACCUUAGAACUCCGCAAGAUCAAGAAGGUCCAGAGCUUCUUCCGUGGCUGGCUGUGCCGGAGGCGCUGGAAGCAGAUUGUGGAACAGUACAUCAAAAGCCCCCAUGCAGAGAGCAUGCGAAAAAGAGAAACAGUCUGGUGUUCCGUAUGGUAGAAGCAGAGGAGGAAUACAUGGAACAGAUGGAGGUCCUCGUCUCCUGCUUCCUACGGCCUUUCAAGAUGGCCGCCUCCAGUAAGAAGCCUCCCUGUUCUCAUGAGGACGUAAACUCCAUCUUUCUCAACAGUGAGACUGUACUCUUCCUGCACCAGAUAUUUCUCAAAGGUCUCACCUCAAGGAUGGAGAGUUGGCCAACGCUUGUUCUAGGUGAUCUGUUCGACAUGCUGCUACCCAUGCUGAGCAUUUACCAGGAGUAUGUCCGCAAUCACCACUAUAGCUUGCAGGUGUUGACUGAAUGCAAGCAAUCUCCUCCGUUCGCAGCUCUGCUGGCCAGGCUCGAGAACAAACCUGCCUGUCAGGGCAGGUCGCUGGAGACUUUCCUCACCUACCCAAUGCAUCAGGUCCCUCGAUAUAUCAUCACAUUGCAUGAGCUGCUCGCGCACACUCCACACGAUCAUGUGGAACGGAAGAGUUUGCAAAACGCAAGACAACAACUUGAAGACCUUUCUCGUCAGAUGCAUGAUGAGGUUAGCGAAACUGAAAACUUGCGAAAAAACUUGGCCGUUGAAAGAAUGAUCGUAGAAGGCUGUGACAUUCUCCUUGACGUGAAUCAGGUGUUUGUCAGACAAGGAAGCCUGACACAGAUCCCUACCGACAAGCUCAAGUCACAGCGAAGCCGUUUCACAAAUUUCAAGUCCGAGAAGGAGGCUCUUCGCCAGUGUUUUUUGUUCUCCAACCACCUUAUUAUUGCUACAAGAACAUCCGGAGGAAGGCUGCAUCUGGUGCCAGACGUGGGAAAGAUCCCGCUGGCGGACGCAGUGCUGAUUGAGGACCCCACCGAUCAUGGUGUGAAUGAUGAUGACGAUUGUUCGAUGUCUAGUCAUUCCAGCAGCCAUAGCGAAACUUCCAAUACAGGUUGCAGCUUUCAAAACAGGGAUUUCAAAAUUAUUCUGGACAUUAAAACUGGCUCCCAACCCCAAGUUUCGGUUCAUCUCGUAGCGCACACUCUUCAAGAAAAAGCGGCCUGGGUCAGCGAUAUUAGUCAGUGUAUGGACAACGUUCACUUCAAUGACUUGUUACACAGCAGUAUGUCUGACACUUCUUCUGUCACGAUGCCACAGUCCAUCAAAAAUGACCCCAAACUGUUCAAAGACGAUGUUGACAUACGCUUCAGUCGAACACUCAACUCAUGCAAGGUUCCCCAGAUCAGAUACGCAACGCCUGAACGCCUUCUCGAACGCUUGACAGACUUGCGUUUUUUAUCAAUAGACUUCCUGAACACGUUUCUACUCACCUACCGCGUGUUCACGGACAGCGUCACAGUUCUGGAAGCUCUGAAGAAAGUCUUUUAUAAUGCAGAUCCGCCUGAAUCACAGACCUUCCCUCCUGGUUCUUUUAUGGACGAAUUGACUUCAACCCUCCAGCUGUUUGAUCCGGAAAGAAGACGGAGCAGUUUCUCCCCAAGACGAACCAGUGGAGCUAGUUCUGUCUCUGGUUACGGUUCCGAGAUGUCAGACUGCAGAGAUAGAAGCCACAGUUAUGACUCCCAGGCCAUGUACCCUAAGGGGGUGAGGCGUUGCAGCUUUCGCAAUAUUGAGGAGGAGCAAUUGACAAUGCCAGUGAUUGUUCGCGACAGCCCAGUUGUGAUGAGUCCAAGACGUAAGGUCAGCAUCAGAGUGGAGGAGGUGGACACCAACAUGCUGACAAUACCUAACACCAUGGCUGGCAGCUCUAGUUCCGAGACUCUGACAGACCAGACUGUGAUCAGCGCCCCCUCGUCUCCCAGCAACCUUUCGACAACUACUCUGGUGGCUUCCUCGGGCUCUGACUCCAGCAGUCAGGAUUGUACCCAAACACACCAGCAAAAAGUUAGCUCCCCUCCCAGUACCGAGACUGUGGUCACGUCUCCCUCCAAGACCACCUCCCCCUCCCGCACUUCCCCAUCCAAGGUGACCUCACCAUCCAAGACACCUCCAGGUCAAGAGGCUGUUCCAAAAGAGGCUGAAAGCCGACAAGGGCGAAAGAGAUACAGUAUAGAAAGCACACAGCGCAAGAGUAGCUCGGUGGGUCUUUCGGAAGACCGGUCCGACUGGCCUGAUGAUGGAGAGAUUCAUCCACCGCAGGUUUAUAGUGCUUCGUCUUCACGCUCAGCAUCAAUUGUAAUGCAGGUGAUUCAUUUAAAUAUACACACGUUUCAUUUCAUUUCACACUUAUAAGGCAAGUAUUCAAAAGAGAGUGUUCAUACCAUAACUACAAAAUUAUUAA
Messenger RNA from Homalodisca vitripennis (glassy-winged sharpshooter), 2509 nucleotides. RefSeq names its product ras-specific guanine nucleotide-releasing factor 2-like. NCBI's taxonomy places the organism in Eukaryota, Metazoa, Arthropoda, Insecta, Hemiptera, Cicadellidae. Gene Ontology annotation, molecular function: guanyl-nucleotide exchange factor activity. Bases 1 to 2460 code for a protein of 819 amino acids. The record is from RefSeq and is a predicted model, not a curated record. The transcript has 16 exons.